Chanos chanos (milkfish) is the source of this 8569-nucleotide messenger RNA. RefSeq names its product teneurin transmembrane protein 4 (gene tenm4). Gene Ontology annotation, molecular function: protein homodimerization activity; cell adhesion molecule binding; protein heterodimerization activity. Gene Ontology annotation, cellular component: membrane; neuron projection. Bases 1 to 8469 code for a protein of 2822 amino acids. Gene Ontology annotation, biological process: neuron development; signal transduction; heterophilic cell-cell adhesion. Lineage: Eukaryota; Metazoa; Chordata; Actinopteri; Gonorynchiformes; Chanidae. The transcript has 29 exons. The record is from RefSeq and is a predicted model, not a curated record.
AUGGAAGUGAAGGAACGCAGACCCUACCGCUCUCUGACUGCCAAGCGGGACAGUGAACGUCGGUACACCAGCUCUUCUGCUGACAGUGAGGAUGGCAAACCCAAUCCUAAAUCCUACAGCUCCAGCGAGACACUCAAGGCCUUUGACCAGGACCCCAGACUGGCGUACGGGAGUCGAGUUAAAGACGUCGUGCACCACGAGGCAGACGAAUUUUGCAGGCAAGGGGCAGACUUUUCUCUCAGAGACCUGGGUUUCGGAGAGCCGAUGCCGUCCCAUAUGGCGGCGUACAGGACAGAUCUGGGCUUGCCUCACCGCGACUACUCGGUCAGCGUUGGCUCGGACGCCGACACGGAGACGGACGGCAUCAUGUCCCCAGAGCACGCCGUCCGCCUGUGGGGCCGAAGCAACACCAAAUCCGGACGCAGUUCCUGCCUUUCCAGCCGGGCUAACUCUAACCUGACCCUCACCGACACAGAACACGAGAACACGGAGAACGGUCCUCCUCUGCAUUGCUCAACCGCCUCCUCCUCCCCUGUUGAGUCCCCCUUCCCUCCCCCUUCCCAUACAGCCAAUGAGAGCCAGGGAAGGUUGCUAGGUAACAGUGGGGCUCAGCCAGCCCAGGACUCUGACUCGGAAGAUGAGUUUGGCCCCAAUUCAUUCUUAGUUAAAACUGGCUCAGGGAACCUCUAUGCUCCUGCCGCUGCGACUGCUGACGACGGCUCCUUUCAGAACCACUCUCGGCUCCGGACUCCUCCGCUGCCUCUCUCUCAUUCUCAUUCGCCUAGUCAGCACCAUGCGGCCUCUAUUAGUUCCCUGAACCGGAGCAACUACACGGCGCACAGCAACCCAAGUCCUGCUCCCACGGACAGCUCCGUGCCACCCGAGGGGCCCGCGAGUGCUCAGGACUCCGGCAGCGCCCAGGACAACUGGCUCCUCAACAGCAACAUUCCCUUGGAGACCAGAAACAUAGCAAAGCAGACAUUCCUAGAGACUUUACAGGACAACUUUAUAGAGAUGGACAUUCUGGCCACGGCACGGCGCGAUGGCACACUCAGCGAUGGACACUUUUUGUUCAAGCCGGGUGGGACGUCACCUCUCUAUUGCACAACGUCGCCUGGUUACCCUUUGACCUCCAGUACGGUGUACUCCCCGCCACCUCGGCCCUUGCCCCGAAACACCUUCUCACGUCCGGCCUUCAGCCUGAAGAAGCCCUACAAAUACUGCAACUGGAAAUGUGCGGCACUCAGCGCCAUUCUCAUCUCUGUGACCCUGGUGUUCUUGUUAGCUUACUUCAUUGCCAUGCAUCUAUUUGGUUUGAACUGGCACUUACAGCCGUUGCAGAGGCAAAUGUUCCAGUUGGCGGAGGACAACACCAGUGGCCCACCUUUGCCCACAGACCUGGGCCCACCUCCACUUGGCAACACGGGCCUUGAAAUCCCCGACCGGAGAGGCAAACACGAUGGGAAACUAGAUGGCUUGUUUCCGGAUGAUAGCUUCAUAGACAUGGGUGAGAUUGACGUGGGUCGUAAAGUGGCCCAGCAGAUCCCGCCAGGAAUCUUCUGGAGAUCCCAGGUCUUUGUUGACCAUCCCAUGUACCUCAAGUUCAACGUCUCUCUCAGCAAAGACGCUUUGGUGGGGAUUUACGGUCGGAGGGGCCUGCCUCCAUCGCACACGCAGUUUGACUUUGUAGAGCUGCUGGAUGGACGACGGCUCCUGGCACAAGGGGUGCAGGGCCUCGAGGGACCCCCGGCCCAGCAACGGAGUUUGGCGCCCAUCACGAGUCACGACACGGGCUUCAUCCAGUAUAUGGACUCGGGCAUAUGGCACCUCGCCGUUUACAACGAUGGCAAAGAGACGGAACAGGUGUCCUUUCUCACGACAGCUAUAGAUUCCAUCGAUGACUGUCCGAGUAACUGUUUUGGAAAUGGCGAUUGUGUAGCCGGCACGUGCCACUGUUUCCUUGGCUUUCGCGGCCCUGACUGUGGAAGGGCCUCAUGUCCAGUCCUAUGCAGUGGGAACGGCCAGUACUUAAAAGGUCGCUGCAUGUGUCACAGCGGCUGGAAAGGCGCCGAGUGUGACGUUCCAACCGGUCAGUGCAUCGACGUCACCUGCAGCAGCCACGGCACCUGUAUCGUGGGAACCUGCAUCUGCAAUCCGGGUUACAAGGGCGAGAACUGUGAGGAGGUGGAUUGCCUGGACCCGACUUGCUCAGGGAGAGGGGUGUGUGUACGUGGGGAGUGCCACUGCUUUGUAGGCUGGGGUGGCCCGGGGUGUGAGAGCCCCAGAGCCUCCUGCAUGGACCAGUGUUCUGGACACGGGGCCUUCCUGGCAGACACAGGGACGUGCAGCUGUGACCCCAACUGGACCGGACACGACUGCUCCACAGAGAUUUGUGCAGCCGACUGUGGUGGCCACGGCAUCUGCGUGUCGGGCACCUGUCGCUGUGACGACGGCUGGAUGGGCGCCGGGUGCGAACAGAGGGCGUGUCACCCUCGCUGUAACGAGCACGGCACAUGCAAGGACGGCAAAUGCGAAUGCAGCCCGGGGUGGAACGGAGAGCACUGCACCAUCGAGGGCUGCCCAGGCCUGUGUAACGGUAAUGGCAGGUGCACUCUGGGUAACAACGGCUGGUACUGCGUCUGUCAGCUGGGCUGGAGGGGUCUGGGCUGUGACACCUCCAUGGAAACGGCUUGCAGCGACGGCAAGGAUAACGACGGAGAUGGGCUGGUGGACUGUAUGGAUCCUGACUGUUGUCUCCAAGCCUCGUGCCACUCCACCUCCUUAUGUGUGGGUUCCCCAGACCCACUCGACAUCAUUCAGGAGACGCAGAUCUCCACCGGUCAGAGAAACAUGCAGUCCUUCUUCCAGCGAGUACGCUUUCUGGUGGGUCGUGACAGCACCCACGUCAUCCCCGGAGCUAACCCUUUCGACGGCAGUCACGCCUGUGUCAUCCGUGGACAAGUGGUGACCUCUGACGGAACUCCUCUGGUUGGAGUGAACAUCAGCUUCAUCAACAACCCUGCCUACGGCUACACCAUCACACGACAGGAUGGAAGUUUUGACCUGGUGACCAACGGGGGUAUUGCCAUUGCUCUGAGGUUUGAGCGUGCUCCCUUCAUCACUCAGGAGCACACACUGUGGUUGCCAUGGGGACGUUUCUUUGUCAUGGACACCAUCGUCAUGCGGCACGAGGUCAAUGACAUCCCCAGCUGUGAUCUGAGCAGCUUCACGCGGCCGAGUCCUGUGGUGUUACCUGCCCCCCUCACCGCUUUCGCUGGGGCCUGUGCCGAGAGGGGGGCCAUCGUACCUGAAAUACAGGCUCUGCAGGAGGAGGUGCACAUCCCAGGGACGGACAUGCACCUGGGCUACCUGAGCAGCCGUACCCCGGGUUACAGGUCUCUGCUGCGGGUGCUGCUGACCCACGCCGCCAUCCCCUUCAACCUGAUGAAGGUCCACCUCAUGGUGGCCGUGGAAGGGCGUCUCUUCAGGAAGUGGUUUCCGGCGGCGCCUAACCUGUCGUACGACUUCAUCUGGGACAAAGCCGACGUUUACAGCCAGAAGGUCUACGGCUUAUCCGAGGCUUUCGUGUCUGUCGGCUUUGAAUACGAAUCCUGCCCUGAUCUGAUCCUGUGGGAGAAGAGGACCGCAGUUCUGCAGGGUUACGAGACCAUCACCACCAACCUAGGGGGCUGGACUCUUGACAGACACCAUGCCUUGAAUGUCCAGAGUGGCAUCCUGCACAAGGGUAACGGCGAGAACGUCUUCAUCUCCCAGCAGCCCCCUGUGAUUGGGAGCAUCAUGGGAAAUGGGCGUCGGCGCAGUAUCUCCUGCCCCAGCUGUAAUGGCCUGGCUGACGGAAACAAACUCCUAGCUCCUGUGGCCCUGGCGUGUGGCUCAGAUGGCAGUCUGUACGUGGGCGAUUUCAACUAUGUGCGUCGCAUCUUUACCACGGGAAACGUCACGAGCGUUCUCGAGCUCAGCAAUAGCCCAGCACAUAAGUAUUACCUGGCUACCAGUCCAGUGUCGGGGGCUGUCUACCUCUCAGACACCAGCAGCAGGAAAGUGUUCAAGGUGAAGUCUCUGAACACAGUGAAGGAUGUUGCCAAAAAUCUGGAGCUGGUGGCAGGUACAGGGGACCAGUGUCUGCCCUAUGAUGAGACCCGCUGUGGAGAUGGGGGCAAAGCUGUAGAGGCCACCCUCACUAACCCCAGAGGUAUUGCCGUGGAUAAGUUUGGAGUAAUCUUUUUCGUUGAUGGAACCAUGAUCCGCCGAAUCGAUCAGAACGGCAUCAUCUCCACCCUCCUGGGCUUCAACGACUUGACCUCCGCACGGCCCCUCAGCUGUGACUCAGUGAUGGACAUCUCACAGGUCCGUCUGGAAUGGCCAACUGAUCUGGCCGUGAGUCCCAUGGACAAUUCCUUGUAUGUGCUGGAUAACAACGUGGUGCUCCAGAUCUCUGAGAAUCACCAGGUUCGGAUAGUGGCAGGACGUCCUAUGCACUGCCAGGUACCAGGGCUAGAUCAUUUCCUGGUCAGCAAAGUGGCUAUCCACGCUACACUGGAGUCCGCCAAUGCUCUGGCAGUUUCUCACAAUGGCAUCCUCUACAUCGCCGAAUCGGACGAGAAAAAGAUCAAUCGUGUGCGUCAAGUGUCCACCAAUGGUGAGAUCUCUUUGGUGGCUGGGGCACCUAGUGGUUGCGACUGCAAGAACGAUGCCAACUGUGACUGCUACUCGGGCGAUGACGGCUACGCAAAAGAUGCCAAGCUCCACUCUCCGUCUUCUUUAGCGGUUUCACCCGACGGAGAGCUGUACAUCGCCGAUUUGGGCAACAUCCGAAUCCGUUACGUGCGUCGGAACAAGCCCUACCUCAGUCCUCUAAACAUGUACGAGGUGUCCUCUCCCAUCGACGAUGAGCUCUACCUCUUCGAUGCAAACGGAAGUCACAUCUACACACAGAGCCUUACCACCGGAGACUACCUUUACAACCUGACCUACACAGGGGAAGGAUACUUAAGCACCAUCACAGAUAAGAACAAGAACACGGUGACCAUCCGAAGGGACACUACUGGAAUGCCCCUCUGGUUCAUGGGCCCUGAUGGACAAACCUUCUGGUUUACCAUUGGAACUAAUAAUGCCCUCAAAAGUGUGGCUGCUCAAGGUCAAGAGUUAGCCUUCCUGACUUACCAUGGAAGCUCAGGGUUACUUGCAACUAAAAGCAAUGAAAAUGGAUGGACCACCUUUUAUGAGUACGACAGUUACGGCCGCCUGACAAACGUGACGUACCCCACAGGUAGGGUGAGCAGUUACCGGACCGACUCUGACAGCGCGGUCCGCGUUCAGACCGAAGGCUCCAACAAAGAAGACAUCACUGUCACGACCAAUCUCUCAGCUUCCGGCACUUUCUACACACUUAUGCAAGAACAAGUGAAGAACAGCUACUACAUUGGACUGGACGGUUCUUUGCGGCUUGUGCUGGCCAAUGGAAUGGAGGUAUCCCUGCAUACAGAGCCACAUCUGCUGGCAGGGACGGUCAACCCCACAGUCAGCAAGAGGAAUGUCACGCUGCCCAUAGACAACGGCUUAAACCUGGUAGAAUGGAGACAGCGCAAGGAACAGGCCAGGGGCCAGGUCACUGUGUACGGACGUAGGCUUCGGGUUCAUAAUAGGAAUUUGCUUUCCAUGGAUUUUGACCGGAUCACCAGGACAGAAAAGGUUUAUGACGACCACAGGAAGUUCACGCUAAGGAUACACUAUGAUCACGCAGGAAGGCCGACUCUGUGGGCACCCAGCAGCAGACUGAAUGGGGUCAACGUCACGUACUCACCAGGCGGCCACGUCGCUGGCAUCCAGAGAGGCACAAUGUCAGUUCGAAUGGAAUAUGAUCAGAACGGCCGAAUCACUUCAAAGAUAUUUGCGGACGGCAAGUCAUGGAGCUACACCUACCUUGAGAAGUCAAUGGUCUUGCUGCUCUAUAGUCAGAGACAGUACAUCUUUGAAUUCGACAAGAAUGAUCGCCUGUCCUCAGUGACCAUGCCCAAUGUUGCCAGGCAAACCCUAGAGACCACCCGGUCCAUUGGUUACUAUAGGAACACCUACCGUCCCCCAGAGGGCAAUGCUACAGUGCUGCAGGACUACAAUGAUGAUGGGCAACUACUGCAGACAAUCUACCAGGGUACUGGUCGCCAUGUCAUCUACAAGUAUGGGAAGCUCUCUCGGCUGUUGGAGAUUCUGUAUGACACCACGCGCAUCGCCUUUGCAUACGAUGAAGCUGCGGGCAUGCUAAAGACAGUCAGCCUACAAAGCGAAGGUUUCACCUGCACCAUUAGAUACCGACAGAUUGGCCCACUCAUCGAUAGGCAGAUCUUCCGUUUUAGUGAGGAGGGCAUGGUCAACGCCCGCUUUGACUACAACUAUGACAACAGCUUCCGGGUUACCAGUAUGCAGGCCGUCAUCAAUGAGACACCACUGCCCAUUGACCUUUAUCGUUACGAUGAUGUCUCAGGCAAGACAGAACAGUUUGGUAAAUUUGGUGUCAUCUACUAUGACAUCAACCAGAUUAUUACCACAGCUGUUAUGACUCACACAAAGCACUUUGAUGCAUAUGGACGCGUAAAAGAGGUACAAUAUGAGAUCUUUCGAUCACUCAUGUUCUGGAUGAUGGUACAGUAUGACAACAUGGGUCGUGUGGUAGCCAAAGAACUCAAGGUGGGACCUUACGCAAACACAACACGCUACUCCUACGAGUACGAUGCUGACGGUCAGCUCCAAGUGGUCUCUAUCAAUGACAAACCACUCUGGCGCUACAGCUAUGACUUGAAUGGUAACCUGCACCUACUUAGUCCUGGCAACAGUGCCCGACUCACACCACUGCGCUAUGACUUGCGGGAUCGCAUCACGCGGCUUGGCGACAUCCAGUACAGGUUGGAUGAGGAUGGUUUUCUCCGGCAAAGAGGUAACGACUUUUUUGAGUACAACUCUGCCAGUCUGCUGGUCAAAGCCUACAACAAGGUUAGUGGCUGGACCAUCAAGUAUCGUUAUGACGGCCUGGGAAGGAGGGUAUCCAGCAGAAGCAGCCAGGGCCACCAUCUGCAGUUCUUCUACGCUGACCUGUCUAGCCCUACAAGAGUUACACACAUGUACAAUCACUCCAGCUCGGAGAUCACUUCGCUCUAUUACGACCUGCAGGGUCACCUCUUUGCCAUGGAACUGAGCAGUGGUGAUGAGUUCUAUGUCGCCUGUGACAAUAUUGGAACACCACUUGCUGUCUUCAGUGGUGCUGGCCUUAUGAUCAAACAGAUCUUGUAUACUGCAUUUGGAGAAGUAUACCUGGACUCUAACCCAAACUUCCAGCUUGUGGUGGGUUACCAGGGUGGUCUCUAUGAGCCCCUUACCAAGCUUCUCCACAUGGGUCGCAGGGACUAUGAUGUCCUGGCUGGUCGUUGGACUACUCCAGACCACGAUGUGUGGAAGCGUCUGAAUAGCAACAACAUGGUGCCCUUCAACUUAUAUAUGUUCAAGAACAACAACCCACUAAGCAACAACCAUGAGACCAAGUGCUACAUGACAGACGUGAACAGCUGGCUGGUGACUUUUGGCUUCCAGCUGUACAAUGUCAUCCCAGGCUACCACAAACCUGUCACUGAUGCCAUGGAGCCAUCUUAUGAGCUCAUCCACACACAGAUGAAAACUCAAGAGUGGGACAGCACCAAGUCUGUACUUGGGGUGCAGUGUGAGGUCCAGAGGCAACUCAAGUCAUUUGUUCGGUUGGAACGGUUCGGUCAAAUCUACAGGUCCAGCGGCGCUGGUUGUCCCCAGUCCCCUGUCCGCACAUUCUUUGCCUCGGGUGGCUCCAUGUUUGGCAAGGGCGUGAAGCUUGCUAUCCGAGAGGGGCGUGUCAGUGCUGACAUCAUCAGCGUGGCCAAUGAGGACGGCCGGAGGUUGGCGGCGGUACUGGACCAGGCUCUUUACUUGGAGGACCUGCACUUCACAAUCGUCGGGGUGGACACCCACUACUUCGUUAAGCUCGGAUCAGUGGAGGGAGACCUCUCUCUGCUGGGCAUGACGGUCGGUCGUCGCACCCUGGAGACGGGUGUGAACGUGACGGUGUCACAAGUCAACGCCGUGCUGGGCGGCAGGACUCGCCGCAUCACGGACAUCGAACUGCAGCACGGCGCCCUGAGCCUGAACGUGCGCUACGGCAGCAGCGUGGACGAGGAGAAGGCCCGCGUCCUGGAGCUGGCGCGGCAGCGGGCAGUGGCUGCCGCCUGGGCACGCGAACGCUACAGACUGCGACAGGGCGAGGAGGGCUCGCGGACCUGGACGGACAGCGAGCGGCAGCAGCUGCUGAACUCGGGCCGCGUCCCGGGUUACGACGGAUAUUACGUGGUGUCGGUGGACCAGUAUCCCGAGCUUUCGGACAGCGUCCACAACAUCCACUUCAUGAGACAGAGCGAGAUGGGCCGCAGGUGACAUGAACAAGUGGCUCUUCGGCGCCAGGCUCGUACCGCGUCCAGGACUUCUUGCCAAAGACAGUUGCGUAUGUGACCACUUCGUUUUUUGUUUUUGUUUA